Molecule: messenger RNA, 1188 nt
Organism: Penicillium egyptiacum
Lineage: Eukaryota; Fungi; Ascomycota; Eurotiomycetes; Eurotiales; Aspergillaceae
Source: the annotation of a GenBank genome assembly
AUGCUUCAGAACCGCCUGCAUGUCCAGCCAUCUCAAGCUCAGGAGUUAACCUCCGCUGUUCUUGCCCUCCAUGGUGCUCUGGCCGUGAUCUCCGGCCCGGUUAUCGGUCAUUUCGCCGACAAGAGCAAAGGCCAUAAGACCACACUACUAUUAUCUCUUGGAUGGUGUAUUGUCGGUACGUGUAUGGUCGCCUGCGCUCGUUCAGUCCCUAUACUACUGUUAGGCCGCGUGAUGCAAGGCAUUGCAGGGUCUGCUGUGUGGAUUGUCGGCUUUGCAACAGUCGCAGACACUAUCAGUCCAAACCAUAUAGGCUUCGCAAUGAGCUUAAUGAUGUCCUGUGCAAAUACUGGAACAAUCAGCGGGCCGGCGCUCGCCGGCUUGCUUUUAGAGGCAACUGGUUACUGGAUAACGUGGUCGAUCCCGCUACUGGUUUUAACCGUAGAUUUUAUUGCACGCGCAUGUAUGAUCGAGAGUCUGUCCAGUCCUCCCUCCUCUACGCCCCACGACAGUCUAACAGAGACUGCGAGUCUGCUUUCCUCUUGUGAAGAGCAGCAAAUUCUCAGAGACGAGCGUUUCUGGCGGAUAAUGCUAUGCGAUGGUCGUAUUUUGACUUGUCUGCUGAUUAUAAUCUCGGGCACGACUGUGAGCACGAGUUUCCAUGCGACGCUUCCUCUUCAUGUUGAAGAGAACUUUGGAUGGGGUCCUAGUACUACUGGACUCCUUUUUGCUGGCCUUGUCGUUCCGGGUGUCUUGAUCGGUCCCGUCGCUGGUUGGGUCCGUGAUCGAAUCGGAACACAACGACCUGCCGUGGUCUGUUCCAUUCUUCAGGCAAUUAUGCUUGGCCUAAUGGGUACUGCUGGUAGCGACAUUCCUUGGGCGAGCGCUCAGGCUAUGGGCAAACCGAUUUACAUAGCCUCUAUCAUUGCUAUAGGCACAUUCCGGCCAUUUGUGUCUGGUAUCGCGCCUGUCGAACUGGCGGCCACUGCUAAAGCAAUUCAAGAAGAGUCUCCAGCGAUUUUUGGCUCGGAAGGAGGCAUGUCACGCGUAUUCUCUAUGUUGGACGUUGCUGCUUCCUUCGGGAUGAUGAUUGGCCCAAUCAUAGGUGGUUCGCUGAAGGAAAUGGUCGGCUAUAAAUAUAUGAGCUGGACUUGGAGUAAGUCAUUUAAUCUCACUGGUCUGCUUCGCUAA